This is a messenger RNA of Aureobasidium pullulans EXF-150, 2605 nucleotides long. RefSeq names its product tRNA pseudouridine synthase D. Gene Ontology annotation, cellular component: nucleus. Gene Ontology annotation, biological process: pseudouridine synthesis. Bases 390 to 2324 code for a protein of 644 amino acids. The record is from RefSeq and is a predicted model, not a curated record. The transcript has 2 exons. Gene Ontology annotation, molecular function: RNA binding; pseudouridine synthase activity. NCBI's taxonomy places the organism in Eukaryota, Fungi, Ascomycota, Dothideomycetes, Dothideales, Saccotheciaceae.
GCAAGAAGGUCCGCUUGACGGGUCCUGAUGAGUCGGCCUCGACAUCGCUGCCAGAAUUCGAUCCCGUCGCAGCACAACUGGAGCAGGAAAAGAAUGCCGGGAUCACUGUUUUCGCAUCGCAAGCCGCUGGAUUCGGAGGCCUCGUGAAGAAGAGAUAUACGGAUUUCCUGGUCAACGAGAUUUCGACAUCUGGCACCGUAUACCACCUGGACGAAUUGACUGGACCCGCCAUCAAAGCUGUCAAGAAGGUCGAGAAGGAAGCCGAAGCUGAAGAGAAGGAAGCUCAGGCGGCAGAGAAAGAGAAGGCUCCUGAGGCGCCCAAGCCCGAGCCCGUGGCCGUGACGGAGGCCCCCGAGCAGGACAAUGCAGAGACGGCAAUCAAGGAGCGCAUGGAAGAAGCUCUUGCUUCGAUUGCCACUGCCGACAUGGACAUCCUCAAGAACAUCUUUGGCGAAAAGACGACAUCAGACAUCUGCAACCUCUACGCAAAGUCAAUCGCCCGCCCGGAACGCAAGACGAGAGACCAUGGCAGUCUGCAAUCAGAAGUUAUUGGAGACAAGCAGAUGCGUACCGAUGCGCACAUCAACGUCCGUCGCAUCUUUAGCGGAAGAGUCGACACCAUGACCAACGACGACAACACCAUUGCCAUCAAGAUUGCUGCUGCUGCCAACAACCACCCCAACGCUCGUGCUCUGCCUGGGUCAAAAGGAAAGAACAACCGUCCCAAGGGCAAGGUCGGCUGGGAUGAGCUUGGUGGUGAGCACCUACACUUCACUCUGUACAAGGAAAACAAGGAUACCAUGGAAGUCCUCUACUGGAUUGCCAGUCAGCUCAAGCUUCAUGUCAAGAACUUCCAAUUCGCUGGAACAAAGGACCGUAGAGGUGUCACUGUUCAGCGUGUAAGUGCCUACCGCAUUGCCGCAGACCGUCUCCAGGGUGUCAACCCUACCCUCAGACAAGCCAGACUUGGUGGUUUCAAGUACAUGCCGCAAGGUCUUGAUCUGGGUGACCUGUACGGAAACGAGUUCACCAUCACUCUCCGUGAAUGCACAUUCCCUGGCCAACAGGGAGAUGCAGCAGCUCAAUUCGAACUUGCAAAGAAGAUCGUUGGUGAUGCUGUCUCGCAGUUCCAAGAACGUGGUUUCAUCAACUACUACGGUCUUCAACGUUUCGGCACCUUCGCCAUCUCCACCGAUACUAUCGGCAGAAAGAUGUUGCGUGGUGACCUGGAGAGUGCAGUCGAGGAUAUCCUGUCUUUCAGCCCCGAAGCCCUGGCAGCCGCCGACAACCCCGAUCAAGCAUCAACCAAGAUUUCACACGACGAUAUUGCCCGUGCCGAAGCUCUACACAUUUGGAAGACAACCAAGAAGUCGGGUGCAGCUCUUGACAAAUUGCCUCGUCGUUUCCAGGCUGAGAACGCUCUGAUCAGACAUUUGGGUUGGGUAGACCGCAAGAGUGGUGACUUGCUACGCGCAAAGGAUUGGCAGGGUGCUCUUCAAAACAUUCCUCGCAACCUCCGUCUUAUGUACGUUCACGCCUACCAAUCGCUCGUUUGGAACACUGUUGCUGGUCGUCGUUACGAGCUCUACGGCAACAAAGUCGUCGCCGGUGACCUCGUCCUCGUCCACGAACACAAAGAUAAGGAAGCCUACAAGCAAGAAGACGAAGAGACCAUUGACGACGCAGGCGAAAUCAUCGUCCGUCCCGCCGCUCACGACACCGCUACCUCCCUCGAAGAUAAGUUUGAACGUGCCCGCGCCCUCACACCUGAAGAAGCGGCAAGCGGCAAAUACACAAUCUUCGACUUGGUCCUCCCUCUCCCUGGUUUCGACGUCAUGUACCCUUCCAACGAGCUGGGUGCCUUCUACACCGAAUACAUGGGCUCAGAAGUCGGCGGCAAACUCAACCCUCGCGACAUGCGCAGAAAGUGGAAGGACGUUUCUCUCUCAGGUUCAUACCGCAAGCUCAUGGCCAAGCCUCAAGGCCUAGAUUGGGAAGUCAAGCCAUACUUCCAGGACGACGAGCAACUCAUCCAAACCGACCUUGACAAACUCAUCGCCAAAGCAAAGGAAGAGGGUAACGCAGAUGCCCUAGGCGGCGCCGAAGCUCUCCUCGGCUCCGACAAGUCUCUCGAGAAAUCACUCGACGACAAGACACAAGAAGACACCAAAAUGGCCGAUGGCACCGAGGAGCAGCAAAAGCUGGCCGUCGUCAUCAAGAUGCAAUUGGGCAGCAGUCAAUACGCCACCAUGGCUUUGCGCGAAUUGACAAAGGGUGGAGUUACGGCAUUCAGACCUGAUUUCCAAGGUGGAAGAUUGAGCUAGAGAUAAAGUCAGCACUUCACCUUAGAUUAUGAUGAAUCAGAAAUCACACAUUCGAUGAUGAUGAUGAAACCCCACGAAACGAAAAUACCAAAUACAAUGGCCAAAGUGUUUGGAUUUGGCCCAUUGCUUUUCCCCGUAUCAGAGAAUUGUGAAAAUGUGCAAAGUGAUGGACAGGAUACCAUUACAUUCGUUUUUACUUCGUUAUCCCCCUCUUCUCACUUUGCUCCCCCCCCUUGCCCCUCCGUUGUAGCUACGAAAACCCCCACUUCCUCAACCAUCCC